GCUCAGCCGCUUGCCCCGCUGCCCGCUCCCCGCCGCCUGCGUGGGGCAGCGCCGGCACUAUGCUGACAAGCGGAUUAAGGUGGCCAACCCAGUGGUGGAGAUGGAUGGGGACGAGAUGACGAGGAUCAUCUGGGCCUUCAUCAAGGAGAAGCUCAUCCUGCCCAAUGUGGAUGUCCAGCUGAAGUACUUUGACCUGGGGCUGCCGCACCGGGACAAGACAGACGACCAGGUCACCAUUGACUCGGCACUGGCCACCCAGAAGUACAGCGUGGCUGUCAAGUGUGCCACCAUUACGCCCGACGAAGCCAGGGUGGAAGAGUUCAAGCUGAAGAAGAUGUGGAAGAGCCCCAAUGGCACCAUUCGAAACAUCCUGGGGGGGACAGUGUUCCGGGAGCCCAUCAUCUGCAAGAACAUCCCCCGCCUGGUGCCCGGCUGGACCAAGCCCAUCACUAUCGGCCGCCAUGCCCAUGGCGACCAGUACAAAGCCACUGACUUUGUGGUGAGCAAGUCUGGGACCUUCAAGAUGGUCUUCACGCCAAAGGAUGGCAGCGGGACCAAGGAGUGGGAGGUUUUCAACUUCCCUGGUGGCGGCGUGGGCAUGGGCAUGUACAACACAGACGAGUCCAUCUCGGGCUUUGCGCACAGCUGCUUCCAGUAUGCCAUCCAGAAGAAGUGGCCACUCUACCUGAGCACCAAGAACACCAUCCUCAAGGCCUACGACGGGCGCUUCAAGGACAUCUUCCAGGAGAUCUUUGAUAAGCACUACAAGACGGAGUUUGACAAGCUGAAGAUCUGGUACGAGCACCGUCUCAUCGACGACAUGGUCGCCCAGAUGCUGAAAUCCUCUGGUGGCUUUGUCUGGGCCUGCAAGAACUAUGACGGGGAUGUCCAGUCAGACAUCCUGGCCCAAGGGUUUGGCUCCCUGGGGUUGAUGACCUCCGUCCUGGUGUGUCCAGACGGAAAGACCAUCGAGGCUGAGGCCGCCCACGGCACUGUCACCCGCCACUACCGGGAGCACCAGAAGGGACGACCCACCAGCACCAACCCCAUUGCCAGCAUCUUUGCCUGGACGCGUGGCCUGGAGCACCGGGGCAAGCUGGACAGUAACCCUGACCUCAUCAAGUUUGCACAGACGCUGGAGAAGGUCUGUGUGGACACUGUGGAGAGCGGAACGAUGACCAAGGACCUCGCCGGCUGCAUCCACGGCCUUGCCAAUGUGAAGCUGAACGAGCACUUUGUGAACACUACAGACUUCCUCGACGCCAUCAAGAACAACCUGGACAAGGCCCUGGGCAAGAAGUAGGGGGCAGGGGGGCCCUGCUGUUCCCAGGAUGGACGGGGCAGGGAGGGGCCCAGUGCUACCCCCAGCAACCUGACAUGCCUCAGGAACAGAUGAAUCAUUUUUAUAAGCAGUUUUCUUACGAGUGUUUUUAAAGCCUUUGUAGCAGGAGUUGUAGGGCUGGGGGGUCUGUCCUGCACUGAUUCAUGUAUUCCAUAACUCUGUGGUGCCAUUAAACACCUCCCCAGCCAUGGCA
This is a messenger RNA of Empidonax traillii (willow flycatcher), 1535 nucleotides long. It is a transcript of the gene IDH2, whose product is annotated as isocitrate dehydrogenase (NADP(+)) 2, mitochondrial. Gene Ontology annotation, cellular component: mitochondrion. Bases 101 to 1303 code for a protein of 400 amino acids. Gene Ontology annotation, biological process: isocitrate metabolic process. The transcript has 11 exons. Lineage: Eukaryota; Metazoa; Chordata; Aves; Passeriformes; Tyrannidae. Gene Ontology annotation, molecular function: magnesium ion binding; isocitrate dehydrogenase (NADP+) activity; NAD binding. The record is from RefSeq and is a predicted model, not a curated record.